GGAAGCUCCCCCUCGAGGGCGCAUUCCCAGGAGGGCGCGUUGGGCACGCGGUGACGUCGCGGGCGUUAGCGUGCUGACGUCGGAGGCGUCCGCGAGGAUGGUGGCCGGCGCCUUCCCGCUGGCCAAGCUGAUGUACUUGGGCGUCCGGCAGCUCUCGAAGCCCCUGGCCGCGCGCAUCAAGGCCGGGGCGCGCGCCAGCCCCUUCUUCCGGCAGUACAUCUGCGGGCCUCCCGCCCAGGUCUAUCACUGGAUCGAGAUGCGCACCAAGAUGCGGAUCAUGGGCUUCCGCGGCGCCGCCAUCAAGCCGCUGAACGAGGAGGCGGCCGCCGAGCUGGGCGCAGAACUGCUGGGGGAGGGCAUCAUCUUCGGGGUGGGGGGCCUGUGCAUCUUCUUGGAGUACGCCCGUCAGAGCGCCAACUCCAAGAAGAAAGAGGAUGAGCUGAACAGCACCCUCCUGGGCCUGCAGGAGCAGCUGGCGGAGCUGACCUUGACUGUGGAAACCCUGGACACGCAAUUGCGCGAGGUCAACCGGGCGCUCGUGGCCGUCUCGGCCUCCCCCAAGAAAUGACUGGCCCCCCUGGGGAAGACGACACUUCCUGGAACUGCCGUCUCAGGCGUGACGGAGGAGAGUCUCGCCCCGCGUGGAUCAUUAACGGGAUGCGGUGGGGUGUCGGCCUCGUUAUACGCAGCAGGUUUGCGGGGGCGUCGUCGUGCUUCGCUCCCACCCCCGCCGCUGGAUUACCUGACCUCUGACUGCCGUGCAAAUAAGGAAUCAUUAAAAAGUGAUUGUUCAGGCGGCUGGUCCUGGAAAGAGC
This is a messenger RNA of Heteronotia binoei (common prickly gecko), 815 nucleotides long. RefSeq names its product outer mitochondrial membrane lipid metabolism regulator OPA3 (gene OPA3). Bases 98 to 568 code for a protein of 156 amino acids. The record is from RefSeq and is a predicted model, not a curated record. The transcript is spliced from 2 exons. NCBI's taxonomy places the organism in Eukaryota, Metazoa, Chordata, Lepidosauria, Squamata, Gekkonidae. Gene Ontology annotation, biological process: regulation of lipid metabolic process. Gene Ontology annotation, cellular component: mitochondrion.